Silurus meridionalis is the source of this 1621-nucleotide messenger RNA. RefSeq names its product NEDD4 family-interacting protein 1-like. Bases 153 to 785 code for a protein of 210 amino acids. Lineage: Eukaryota; Metazoa; Chordata; Actinopteri; Siluriformes; Siluridae. The record is from RefSeq and is a predicted model, not a curated record. Gene Ontology annotation, molecular function: WW domain binding. The transcript is spliced from 7 exons. Gene Ontology annotation, biological process: metal ion transport; ubiquitin-dependent protein catabolic process; positive regulation of protein ubiquitination. Gene Ontology annotation, cellular component: endoplasmic reticulum; perinuclear region of cytoplasm; Golgi apparatus.
GCUGAUUUUCAUCUGACGUCAUCGGAAAUGAAAACAGGCCAAGGGGCAGACGUGGGCAAGAAGACACAAACUUAUAUAAUUCUACACGAGGCUCUGUUAGUUCCAUUUCUCAGUGUUCAGCAGUCCUCUGGAUCUUCUCCAGAUUUCUGAGGAUGGUGGAACCAAGCGGGAGAUACCAGCAGUUACCCAAUGAGGAAGAAGCAGAGGAGGGGCCUCAUGUGAGCGCUGAAGCUCCGCCCCCUUACAGCAGCAUCACAGCCGACAGCGCAGUUUAUUUCGAUUAUAAAGAAGAAGCUGCAUUUCCCAAACCUCCAUCUUACAACGUGGCCACGUCGCUGCCGUCGUACGACGAAGCCGAGAGGAGCAAAGGGGAGACGUUUGUGCCGCUGGUGUCAGGACGUGAUGAGGACUUCGUAGCCAGAGACGACUUCGAGGAUGCAGACCAGCUGCGAAUCGGCAACGACGGCAUUUUCAUGCUGACUUUCUUCAUGGCAUUUCUCUUCAACUGGAUCGGUUUCUUCCUGUCCUUCUGCCUGACCACCUCGGCGGCGGGUCGUUACGGCGCCAUCUCCGGGUUCGGGUUGUCCCUGAUUAAGUGGAUCCUGAUUGUGAGAUUCUCCACGUAUUUCCCGGGAUACUUUGAUGGUCAGUACUGGUUGUGGUGGGUGUUCCUGGUGCUCGGUUUUCUGCUUUUCCUCCGAGGUUUCAUCAACUACGCCAAGAUCCGCAAAAUGGCCGACUCCUUCUCCACUCUCCCACGCACCAGAGUCCUCUUUAUCUAUUAAAGCGUCUGUAUGCGGUGUUCACGUUUUUCCCGCAGCAGCUUGUUGGAGACGUUUCCUGAGCUUCUGGGGCUUCCCUGGAGCCGAGAGAGCAGCACGUAUUUACACCUUAGAGAAAUAAUUCAUACUUUAGAUCCUGUGUGUGUGAGUGUGUGAGUGUGAGUGUGAGUGUGUGUGUGUGUGUGUGUGAGUGUGUAAUUUUUAGGAUGAUGGAAGAGGAGUGAAAAUGUUUUUUUUUUAACUCCCACUUUAAAUUGAAUGCCACGUGACGGACGGCGUGAUUAUUUUGUUCUGUUUGUAGAUGUAAACGUGUGAAUGUGUGGUAUGUGUAAAUGUGCAGAAAUCAUUAGUGAUUUAAAGGUUAAGCGCUUUUUUGGGGUUUAUUUUGGAUUUGUAAUUGAAUUCUAUGUGAUAAUCCGCUCUGUAGAAACUGCAUGCAUUGUGUCCGGGCAGCCCACAGGGGGCAGUCUCGGUUUACUUUUCCUAUAGUUUUUAUUUGAUCCUUUUCUUUUUUUUUUCUCUGUAAUGACGUUGGACACAGAAGCAGCCAGUCCCUGCUGUUCACCAUUCACAAAUCUUUUCUCCUUUCUGUGAAUGGCGUGCUCUCUCUCUCUCUCUCUCUCUCUCUCUCUCUCUCUCUCGCUCACACAUGAAAUUAAAAUGCCUCUCGGUUUUUAUUAGACUUGUGAUGUGGGCAGGCAGUUCGCUUUUAUUGUCUGUGUAUUUAUUUGAAACAUGAAGUCCCAUAAAAUAAAAGUCGGGAGUGAAUUAAUGAGAGUUUUGUACAUGUGCUCCAUGUGGAAUUAAACUAUAACUUCAAAUAAAUAUUUAUCCCUUCA